UUCCAUCUGUUUCAUCACUCGGUUCUUUGGUGUCUAUCUUGAUUUGUCUUAAUCUAGAUAUUCAGUUUAAAGUUCACACUUUCUCGGACAUUUAAGGGGUCAAAGGCCACCUGAAAGGUCAGCAACAUCUUAAACACAUGCGAGUGUGAAAAUCACUUUACUUGUAAAGACUCUUCUGUUUCUGUGAUACCUUCCUGUGAAACACGUGUAUUUAUCGUCUGCUCAAUGAGUUUCAGUCUAAGGGAUUUACACUAUAAUUGUAUAUAACAUGUGGAUUAUUUUUCUUAUGAUACUUUCUGCUGUUGGCUUGUCGAAAUCUCUUCCUGCACCAGUUGGCCACUCUUUGCUUUAUGAGACUGGUGUAUCCUAUAAGUACAGUUAUCAAUUCACAAUCCUACUGAAUGAAGAUGCGAACAUUACAAGUCGAACUCAGUCUCUUGGUAGAAAUGUGGGUUAUCGAGUUUCUUCAGAGUUUAUUCUUUCACCUAUUUGGCAAAGCCCAGAAAAUCCAAAGGAAAAGCUUUUAAAAUUAGAGUUAUUGAAACCUACUUUGCACGUAUCUUCAACCAUGCAUUCAAAUGAUGGUAUCAAUAGACAUUGGUCUAAAUUGGACAAUUUAUCCUAUCCACCGAUUUACAUUCAUUGGAAUGAUGGAAUAGUGAAAAAGGUUUAUGUAUUGCCAGAUUCUCCGUCAAUGAUAAAUAUUAAAAAGGGCCUAGCAAGUUUGUUUCAGAUAAAAGUAUCAAAUACUCCAGUGAAAGAGCUAGAUGUAUCAGGUACUUGUGUUGUUCAUUAUAAAGUGCAUGGUUCAACCAUUAAGAAAAACAAAUCCAACUGUGAACGUAUAAAUUUUCCUCUCAAGAAUACUGUAGUCAAUAAUGAGCUGUUGUCUCCUUCCAUAAGUGACUCCUCUGAAAUGAUUAUAAAUUUAAUCCCACAACAAAGUAUAAUCGAUUCUAUAACUGGAAAGGAAGAAGUUAUGAUGACUUUGAACUUAUGGAAACAGGCGGCUGUUUUUGUAAAAAAUAAAUUUCAUGUGAAGUAUGUUUCACAGUCUCAAGGCAGUCCUGUUUUAAGCGGCAAAAAUGUUGCUGCUAUUUUAAAUACAAUAUCCCAAGAAAUGGGAUCAAAAUUGAAAUCAGAACCUCUUGAAGUUACUACUGAAGCAGCACCUUGUCUUUCUAAAUGCAAAUCUGUUCGUGAAUUGGUGGGAGAAUAUGGAACCAAUUUACUUCCUGAAUAUAUUGGGGAAUUAAAGUCUGCAACUGGAUUUCUGAAAUUUUUAGAUAGCUUUAGAAAAGCUUCAAAAAAGGAACUUUUGAUGCUUUUUAAAGAUACUGAUGCCAGAAUAUUGACCCAGUUGUUGGAUGUGUUGGCUGCUGCUCAGACUGAUGAUUCCUUAGAUGUGGCUUUUGAACUCAUUGACUUUGAAAGUAAAGAUAUAGACAUAGCAGAAAGAUUCCUUUUGUGUCUCGCUGUAGUUCCAAAUCCUACUGAUGCACUGAUAUCUAAAACAUUAAAACUUCUGAAUAAAAAUAUUAAAUCUGAAAAGUUGCGGUCCACAAUUUUGGUUGCUCUAUCAUCUUUGAUGCGAACAUACUGUCGCAGUAAAACAGCUUGUUCUGAUUCGCUGAUAGUCCAAACUAUGAGUAAUCUUUUCUUGAAAGAGCUUCAAGGUUGCCAAAGUGCUAGUUGCAUUAUGAGCUAUCUGCUUGCUUUCCGAAAUGCUGCAUUACCUCAAUAUUUACCCGUGCUCUUAGAAUUUGCCAAAAAGGGAGGAGUUCUAGGUUUGAUGGCCCUUGAAGCUAUGAAAGAUAUUGGGGUUCAACAUUUUACACCUGAAAUCCACGAAGCUCUUCUGAGGAUUUACAACCAGUUUUGGCCUCAUCAGGAGCCUGCCUCACGAAUAUUGGCUGCAGAACUUUUAAUGAAAAGUAAUCCAACUAUACAUACCAUUGGUAACCUGGUGUUUUCUUUGGACAAUAGGGAACAGCCAGAGAUCAACUCCCUCCUUUUGUCAAAAAUCAAAAACUUAGCUUUGGAAAAUGAGGGCAUCAGGUCAUGUGUGAAGGAAAUUUUAAGAAAUGUGACAUAUGGGAACUAUCAUUAUAUGGCUCAAAAUGGCACAUCUUCUAGCAUAAUAAAUCUUUUGCAGGCAAGCCAUGAUGCAAAUACUACCUAUGGAAUAAAUGUGGAAAUGCGUCCAACUGGAAUGCUUAAAAGGACAAGUUUUGAUUUAAGCCUCAGUGGAGGAAAUCAUAAUUUACAUCUCAUGUCUUUAGGCUUAUUUGUGGAAGGAUUUGGACUAACGGAUGAAGAACAAAAAGAAAAUCCUGAAGAAGCCUCUGCAGGAAUGCAACUGUCAGUCCUUGGAGUUAAUCUGAGACCUUACAUAUUUUUCUCGGGCACGGGAGAAUUGAUGGGACUUGUAUGGUCUGGUGCUGGGAGUGAACCCACUCCAGCAGUUCAGGCAAAUUUCUUAUUGAUGGAUCAAACCCAUUCUGUUGUCUUACAAAAUGGUAUCACAGUAGAUUUAAAUCUAAAAGGUGCCUUGUCUGCAGAUGUCUCAGGAACUGUUGAAGUCUCCAUGUGGAAUAAGAAUGCACAUGCUGUAGUUAAAAACAGGGGAGCAUUGCUUGUAAAUGGAUUUUGCAGAGUAGACACAUCUUUUGUUGAAAGCCAUGUCGAUUUUGCUUUAGGUGGUAAUUCUGUGCUGAAUAUGGUUGUAAAUUUAGACUUCGCCCAUAAACCCAUGAAAAUUUGUUUGCAAAUAGAUCAACCUGAUUAUAUAUUUAGGCACAAUGUAAGAAAAACUGAAACCAUACCUGGAAGUAAGCACUUAAUUAAGACGUUGAAAAGACGAAGCAUGUAUUUUCCUGGAAAGUCGUUUAACUUGCACAGGAAGAAUUCCGACUCGUGUAGAGAGUUACUCAUUCCAAAGAAGCAGAAAUCAUCAUUCUGGUAAUGAUGAAGUUUUAUUUUACCAAAGUGACCGAGUACUUAACAAGAUGGAACUUAACUAACUAAAUGUGAAAAAUCAAAAGUAGAUUUAUUUCAUUCAUCUGAUAUUUUAAGAACAAUUUGUGUGUUCAGAUAUAUUCUCAAUCAUCCAACAUUUAUGGGACCAAAAAUAUUUCUAUUAACUUGAAAGUUAUGAUUGUGUCCAUAUUAUCAUUUGCUAUAAUUGAGAAUUAAUAUUUAAUACACCUUUUAAUUCAUCCCUGCUUACUAAAAGUGUUCUUUUUACAAGCAUAUUGUCUAUCAUUAAUUUCAUUUUUAAGUUUAAUUGAUACAAAAAAGUAAUAUUUUUUUGGCAGAUUUUUUAGUUUUUUCUAAAUUUUGCAGUUAAAGAGCUCAGUUUACCAUUACCGAAUUUAGUUUACCAUUAACAGAAAUGAAAAAUUGUUUCGUUUAAAAAUCUUUAAAACAGAAUUAAGUUCUUGACACAAAUAUUGUUUUAGCUAUUAAUACACUAAAAUUGAUAGCUAUUUACACACUUUUAGCACCUAAGAAAGACUGAUCAGCUUGUUGGAUAGUUGAGAGUUUACUAUAGUUUAAAACACACUAUUAAUAAAUUUAAAUCACGAAUUGCGAAAAUUUUCUAUUUCGAAAUUAUUUAAUGAAAAUUCAUUUCUGUUGCUCAAAAGUUAAAAUACAGAAUUCCAAAAAUAUGUCAUUGUUCUUAAUUUAUGUAACUUCUUCAAACCAGACUUUGAAUAUAACAAAAAAUGUUUAGUUUCUGGUUGCUUUGAUAUUUAACAUAAAUAAUGAAAGAAAUAACCCAAAAUGAGAAAAUUUAAUUCUCUGUAUGUCGUAAAAGUUGUGCAGCAAUAUGAAAUUUUUUAAUUUGGUGGUUAAAUUUAAAAAGAAAAGCUUUAUUUGAUUAUGAAAUAAUUCCAUGUUACAUUAUUUCAAUGACCUUUUAAUUUUAUGUACGUUUUUUGACAUUGCAUGUUAAAAUUAACAAAGCUGUACUUUGUUCAUGGCAUAAAUUUGACCAAUACUGGCUUUAAUAAACAUUUGCUUUCUGUAACUUAAUGAGAUUAAUGUAUAUUUUAAAGUGCCAAAAAGAUUGGUGAAACUUAGUUUUGUGAAUCAUUUAUAAUCUUCAUUGCUUUUUGUUAAAACAUGGCUUAUUUUUACUCACCAUUUAUAGUUUUUUUUAAUACAACAAAAAUAGUAUUUAUUUUGUUGUUCACUUAAUUUUAUAUUAUUUAAUUAUUGGAAGUGUGUAUUUUCUUCAGAUUGAUAUCAGCUAUUUAUUGUCAUAAAGAUAAUUCAUUGUUAUUUAAUUUAUAUGUUAUUUAUGAAUUUUCCUGCACCAAAGACUUCCUCAGUCUGAUGUUUUGUAAAAUAAAAUGCAAAGAGAAAAA
This is a messenger RNA of Parasteatoda tepidariorum (common house spider), 4373 nucleotides long. Its product is annotated as microsomal triglyceride transfer protein large subunit. NCBI's taxonomy places the organism in Eukaryota, Metazoa, Arthropoda, Arachnida, Araneae, Theridiidae. Gene Ontology annotation, biological process: lipoprotein metabolic process; lipid transport. The record is from RefSeq and is a predicted model, not a curated record. Gene Ontology annotation, molecular function: lipid binding. Gene Ontology annotation, cellular component: basolateral plasma membrane; Golgi apparatus; endoplasmic reticulum.